Molecule: messenger RNA, 2724 nt
Organism: Mya arenaria
Lineage: Eukaryota; Metazoa; Mollusca; Bivalvia; Myida; Myidae
Exons: 8
Coding region: 184-1752 (522 amino acids)
Biological process (GO): protein modification process
Cellular component (GO): cytoplasm
Molecular function (GO): biotin--[biotin carboxyl-carrier protein] ligase activity
Source: RefSeq, a predicted model, not a curated record
UUCCGAUUGGCACUGUUGUUGAUAUAACAGUGGAAUGUAGCCUAUUGUGACUCUUUAAAAGGAGGUAAUGCUCUUUCAAGUGUCAGGAGUGCAGACUGCCUGCUGUGGUCAUCCAGACUGCCUGCUGUGGUCAUCCAGACUGCCUGCUGUGGUCAUCCAGACUGUUGCUGUGGUCAUCCAGUGAUGUCUCUGUUUAAUGUGGAAGCUGUGCGGUCAAGACUGACAAGUGGCCAGAUAGGCAGGGAUGUAAUCUAUAAGCAGGUGACCACCACCACAAUGGAUGAUGCAGAGAAAGGCGCAAGAAAAGGUAAGGGCCAUGGAGUGGCCUAUGUGGCUGAUACAAUGACAAAUGCCAGGGGGUCGAAGGGACGAAGCUGGCAUGCAGAGAGUGGGGGAAACAUCUAUGUCUCCUUCAUCAUUCACAGGGAUGCUCAACAGGGAGUGAAUAUCCCAGAACGCCACUUGGAGAAUGACAUUGAAAUUGCUGCAUCGCUGGCAGCCUUGCAUGUCCUGCAGGAGAGAGGGGUCAGCAAUGUCAAGGUUAAAUGGCUAAAUGACCUCUGGGUUAGAGGUCACAAGCUGCUAGGGGCACUAGCAGAGUUCAAAGGAAAUUUGGAGGUUGAGGGGGUAAGAAAGCACCUGUACAUCCUCGGUCUUGGUUUAAAUCUUAACUCAAACAUGCGGCACCAGUCUGGGCUGCAAGGCCUUGCAACCAGCGUGUGGUGUGAGACAGGGCACCGGAUGUUGCGGGAGGAUGUGUUUAUUGAAGUGUGUCGCCAGCUGGAAGUCAACCUGGCUAAGCCCCGUGAGGAGCUGCUAACCCUGUACCAGCAAAAUUCCGUCCUGUGUGAGGGGACAGAGGUUAAGGUGUACUUCACAGACCAGAGCAAACCAACGCAGGUGUGCACCUACCUUGGGGUGGACAAGAACUGGGCCGUCAGACUUAAGAGCAAGAUGGAAGAAGAGGUCACUUUGCCCAUUACCGAGGUAUCCAUCAGACCGUGUCCACAGCGUGCCAUAUAUGUUCUAAAAGGGGAAUCGUUGGAGGACUGGAGUUACCUGCUCCUCAUGACCAUGUUCAACACUCUAGUGGACACUGUGAAAUACAAUGUCAGGAUCCUUGAUAUCCAAUCUCUUAUUGAGAAUGGCUUACCAGAAGACUGUGCCUUGCUUGUGAUUGGUCAGCUUCAAGCUCCUAUUGACUACUCAUUGUUUGAGAGAGUGCGGGGCCAUGUAGAAGAAGGGAUCUCAUGCUGGUUGAUUGGCUCGGCUUGUUCUCUCUGCACACAGCCAGGCAGUGAUGGCCAUGUAAGCAGUGUACCCUCUAUUCAAUGUUUCACUGUUCUAGACCAUCCACUCUCUGCACAUUUUACAUCGAACAAGAAAAUAUCAAAGGUUAACUUGUUGAUAACUGAUAGAUUCCCUAUCCUUCAAGACUUCCUGGAUGACAAGCAACAUUCAGUCAUUAUAAGGUCAAGUGUUGAGAAAAUCGAUUUUGAUUGUACAAAAAACAUAGAUUUACCAUUGAGAGACGAUGAGGACCAAUCUAAAGGUGAUACUUUUGUUGCCAUGGCAACGUUCAAUAUUGGGCGUGGCAUAGUUUGUCUGUGUGUGCCGCAUAUCGAGGUGGCAUACCCAGAUGUUGGGCAGCAUUUCCCGAGUCUGGAAGGUGCACACACACUGAUAGAGGACACAGUAUACCAGCGGGACUCCCUCAUCAUCCAUGCUCUAGAACAUCUUGGGAUACAGUGAACUGUGAUCUAAGUGGCCUGUGUUUUGUCAAUGUCAACAACGUAACUAAGGCAAAACUACUAUUGUUGUCCUAAAUCAAAUCUACAUGAAGGGCAAUAUUACUGUAUAAGCUGAUUCUAGUCUAAUAUCAAAUCUACAUAAAGGAGAAUAUUACUGUAUGUUAGGCAGCGCUCGUCAUGUUGUCAUAAUCAAAUCGUUUUAUACAUGUACACAUGUACUCUGUUUAUAUUUGUGUCUAAAAAUAACCAUCUUCUGCGGCCCAUAUCCAAUAUUCUCCGUAUAGCUAAAAUCCCCUUUAGCCAGUUUACAGAGGUUAUCCGUUAGUCCUAAAUAUCGUAGAACUUAGUACAGUAUUUCUUACUUCAGAAUAAGUCUUUAGUUCUCGGUCAAACAGAUAAAGUAACCUCUUAAUCAUCACACCUUUCCCACUUGAGUUUAGCCUAUCAAGCGCCAUUUUUGAUGCUCGGGAUUCUCCGUUAAAACCGAGAGUUGCCGAAGUGGUAAUCGGUAAUGUCCGCGUAUGACGGAAAUGGCUGUGCUCGAUUCUUUUCUCCGAUGUAUGUCAUCUUAUUGAUGACGUCACCGGAGCCUCUCCUUUUUGUAUAUAAACCCCCCAAAUCCGGAGACGCUUUGUCAAUCUCCCUAAAACCUUGUAACCAUCCUUCUAUUUACGAUCCUCGUAAACCUCAUUCUCCGGAUCAUCCAGACAUGAACCGCUUAGUAAGCGAGGUAAUGAAAUCUAUACCAUAACUUAUAAUACUAAAUAUUCGGAGAAAUACUAUAAUAAUAUUCUGGACCAUCCUGACUAUAAAACAAAUCCCCUUACCUUAAGGCUUAUUCCUGGAUUCUGGGGCUCGGAGAUGAUACUCGUACGAUAUAAUAUGUAUGCUUGUGUAUCCGUAUAACUUACCAUGAUGCAACUAUUUAAAUGUUAACGUACGACUUGGAAAUAAAUGUCUUGACUUAAGUUGA